GCCAACACCACCGACAUCAACCUGGACGCCCUGAGGGCGAGGCAGCCCACGAAGCUCCUGCAGACCGACAUCUUCAGCGCCGUGCCCCCGCAGGACAUCGUCGCGGUCGACCUGGCGGACAUGGCCUCGAGCGCGGUGAUGACCAACCCUGCCAGGGUGCUGUCCAUAUACCGCCGGCACGUCUCCAACGGCGACGCUCCAGACGCGGCCGUGCUCGUCCGCGGAUUUACGCAGCUUGGCUUCCUGUUCGACCCGAACUCCUUCUUCUCCUCGGCGGACCGGCAGAAGCUCACCUCCCACCGGACGUUCAGGUCGCUGGCGCACGACCUCUGCGGCGUGGUGGGCGACGUGCCCGACGCCUCCGCCCCCACGCUGCUGUACGCCAUGGCGUGCCUGGAGUACAGGUGCCCGCCGCUAAUGCCCCGCCUUCUGGACGCGGUGGAGCGGCACCUGAGGGCCUGGCGCACAGAGGUGCUCACGCUCUCGCUGCACUCGGCUGCGGCCCUGGGCCUCGGGCGCGCGCGGCUGGGCUCGCGGGACAAGAUCGUUUUCGAGUUCAAGGACGGCAUAGACAGCCGGGACUACAGCAGGACCUGCGACAAACUCGCGGAGGAGCUCUUGGAGAGGCUACUGCGGGAUGCAUCCGUGGAAGGGGGUUCGCAGGUUACCGAGGGCCUCUCGGUGCAGGACUGGUCCCGCGCGGCCUUUGCCCUCUGCAUGGCUGGGCUCUACGACUUCGGUGGCAAGACCGGCACCUUCCUGCUCCCGCUGGUGGUGGCGCGCGCGUGCGAGCAGGUGCACAACUCCGAGGACCUGGACGAGAGCGGCUGGGCGCAGUUCUUCCUGUACCAGACCCUGUACGCCGUGGACGUGGAGAAGCCCAAGUGCGAGACCGAGGUCAAGCGUGCCACGCCCAUGUGGAUUCAGGAGCGACUACACCAUCGCUGGCUUGAUAGCAUUGUGCUGCAGGCUCAGCCGCAGGGCGCCGACGAGAUGCAGCGGGACGUGGAUCGGGCCCUGCGCCGCACCAACACCCAGGCGCUGCUGAACUGCUCUUUCGGGAGGCCGUGGGACGAGCAGCACUGCUGGUUCGCUGGCUUCCGCCUCGAGCCGCAGAUCGCGCUGGAGUGCGACUCGAUGCUGCCCCUCGCCCCUGGGCGGCCCAGGACAUCUGGGUGGCUUGCCAUGAAGACCAGGAUGCUGCAGAAGAUGGGUUUCAAGGUGGCCACGCUGCACCGGUGCUUCUGGGAGGGCCUCACCGAGGACCAGAAGGACGAGCAACUCAUGCAACUGCGCGUGGAGGUGCACUACCGGCACAACAAGGAGCUGGAGCGGAGGCAGAAGAAGAUCCGCCAGACGCCGCACACGUACGCAGGCGUGGAGGCGCGCAAGUCCGACUGGUCCUACGCGCCGCCGUCGGAGGAGGCGGGCGCGCAGGCACCCACCGCCCACUUGUGGGUGCCCUGGCAGACGGGGCGGGCGGCCCAGGGGCGGGCACCGCACGUGCAGCUGGGGCGCGGGCACGAGGCGCAGCGGAAGCUGUUCGACUGGACCCCCGCCAGGAAGGGCUCUCAGCAGGUUCUGUGCGAGCAGGAGGAGCUCCUGAACUGCCUGGUCGAGGACGAGAAGGGCAGGGACCCGCUGGAGGACGACCGCGCCUCAGCGGGGGCGGAGAAGCGCGACAAGGACGGCUGGACUCCGCUGCAUUGGGCCGCGCAGGACGGGUAUGCGCGCCUGGCCGCCAAGCUCCUGGGGCUCGAGGUGGCCGUGGGCUCGCAGGACACCUGCGGGGCGACGCCGCUGAUGAUCGCCGCGUUCCACAACCGCAGGGACGUGGCCGAGGUCCUGCUGGCCGAGGCGAUGAUCGACGUGCGGCAGACGAACCACUACCUCAGCACCGCUCUGCACUACGCGGCGCAGCAGGGGAACUCUGAGAUCGUAGAGCUGAUAGCCCUGAAGAAUGCGGAGGUGGACGCCCUGGACAGGCACGGCGACACGCCGAUCUCGUGGGCCGCCAGGAACGGCCACUUCGAUGCGGUGAGGAAGCUGCUGGAACUGAGAGCAGACCCGCUUCAGGACAACAACGCGAGCAACGACGCAGUCGAGAUGGCGCGCGAUGCGGGCCACGUGGACGUUGUGGAGCUGCUCGAGGCCUACCUUGAGGAGCACGACCUGGCGGACACGGGUCCGCCGUGA
Molecule: messenger RNA, 2196 nt
Organism: Prorocentrum cordatum
Lineage: Eukaryota; Dinophyceae; Prorocentrales; Prorocentraceae
Source: the annotation of a GenBank genome assembly